Molecule: messenger RNA, 1234 nt
Organism: Erigeron canadensis
Lineage: Eukaryota; Viridiplantae; Streptophyta; Magnoliopsida; Asterales; Asteraceae
Product: CRAL-TRIO domain-containing protein YKL091C-like
Exons: 6
Coding region: 271-1092 (273 amino acids)
Source: RefSeq, a predicted model, not a curated record
UUGAAGUCAAGUCACAUGUGUUUAAUUAAGCCUCAAGGGUCCACCACAAAUUUCAUUUCGUAGUCUUUGCCAACGGCCAGCCGGGCCAAGUCAUAAUAUGUGAUGGGUCUGGUGUACAUUGGUUGUGGUACACUAGGCAGCAGCUAAUCAAGAAUUCAAGUCGGUCUCACUUUUGUACAUUUUUUCUUUUUAACUUCACAUAUAUAUAGAUACAUAUAUUUGUAGCUAUAGAAAAAAUAGAGAGAGCUUUAAACAAGUGAAGUGGAAAAGAUGGAAGGGAAAUUAUCAGUGGUGAAUCAGCAAAAAGAAUGCAAGAUCAUGUAUGCAGAAAAAGAGAAAAAGAUAGAGUGUGUUGGUCUGCAGAAUAAUAAUGAUAUUGGAAGCAGUAGUCAUGAUCAAGAGCACAAGAAAGUUGUUCAAAUGAGAGCUUUACUUGAAAAAAAUGAUCCCACUUCUAAGGAUUACGAUGAUGUGACGCUAAGAAGGUUUCUUCGUGCCCGUGAUCUGGACAUUGACAAAGCUUGUACUAUGUUUCUUAAAUACAUGAAAUGGAGGAAAACGUUUACUCCAAAUGGACCCAUUUUUGCAUCUGAAGUCCAAAACGAAAUAGCACAAAACAAGAUGUUCAUGCAAGGAACGGAUAAAAGUGGACGCCCGAUUGCAAUUGUGUUUGGCGGUAGACAUUUCUGCAACAAAAAAGGCGGUCUAGAAGAGUUCAAACGAUUUGUGGUCUUUGGGCUAGACAAAUUAUGUUAUAGGAUGACGCCGGGACAGGAGAAGUUUGUGGUUAUUGGAGAUCUUCAAGGAUGGGGAUAUUCGUGUUGUGAUAUUCGUGGAUAUCUUGCAGCACUGUCUAUCUUGCAGGAUUACUAUCCAGAGAGGCUUGGGAAAAUGUUUAUAGUCCACGUCCCUUACGUAUUCAUGACCGCGUGGAAGAUGGUUUAUCCCUUUAUCGAUGAAAAAACAAAGAAAAAAAUUGUGUUUGUUGAGAACAAGCAACUAAAAUCGACGUUGAUGAAAGACAUUGACGAGAACCAGAUUCCAGAAACUUAUGGGGGCACUCUUAAGUUGGUUCCCAUCCAUGAAAACUGAAAACCAAUGUGUGUGAUUCUCUUAUUAAUUAUAGCUAUAUAUAGCAUCUUAAGGCUUAAGCUGAACUAUGGUGUAUCAAAAUGAUGAUGACACAUUAACUGAUUCAUAUAUAUAUAUAUAUAUAUAUAUAUAUUACUAUUAA